This is a messenger RNA of Ostertagia ostertagi, 459 nucleotides long. The record is from the annotation of a GenBank genome assembly. Lineage: Eukaryota; Metazoa; Nematoda; Chromadorea; Rhabditida; Trichostrongylidae.
AUGGCCAACACCAACGAUCUUUAUGAAAUGCCCCGACCAACGCUUGCCAAGGUUGUGAACAUCGGUGGUGUUGGAAUGGAAUCACGAGAUGCCAAGCCGCUUAUAAAGAUUCCACCUUUGUUUGAUGCACACUACCUGUUCUAUGAUAGUUCUCCUAAUCACUGCAUACUACACUUCAGUAAUCUCUCAGAAAAUGUGCAUCUGUUCCAGUGGCUCCCACAGUCCGACAUUCUUCAACAUCCUAAGACUAAGGCAUUCAUCACUCAUGGUGGAUACAAUAGUGUACAAGAAGCAAUUCGCGGUGGUGUGCCUUUAAUAUCGAUUCCACUUUUUGGAGAUCAACCAAAGAAUGCUCGUUUGGCUGAGCACCAUGGAUUCGGACUCGUCCUUAACAGGGCUGAACUCAGCGUAUCCACACUCACGAAAGCAAUCCAUGAGGUGGUCCAGAAUUCAAAGUGA